AUUGAGAGAAACACACUCACACACACAUACUAGUAGCAGCCACAUUUUCACAGCCCGCUCUUCAGACUGACAGCAGCAAACGGAGUUGAGAGCCAGCACGACAGAGCGAGGGAGGAAGUGAAAGAGGAUUGGGAACAAGGGAGGCAUCCACAGAGGAGUUGGAAGUAGAGGAGACUUACACAGGAUUUUCCCCUUUUUUCUCUUUUAGCUCUCUGGGAGCCAUAAAAGGAAUCUCCCCUGUACUCUUCUUGAACUGCUAAAGGACCUGCACCCUGCUAUGGCAGCUCUGAUGGGACAUGGAAACACUGUCUCCCUCUCAUCUUUCUCCUCUCAUCGCUGGACUACUCUCCUCUGGGCUCUGUUGACCCUUUUAAGCCAAGUCUGGGGCUUCAACCUGGAUACUACCCACACUCUGCAUAAGUUUGGAGACCAUGGCACCUUUUUUGGUUUCUCUCUAGCACUUCAUCAGCAGCUUACCCCUGAGCCUCAGAGCUGGAUCCUGGUGGGGGCGCCGCAGGCAGCGGGGCAGGGCCCAUUGCGAGGCAGUCGACCAGGAGCCCUGUUUAGGUGUCCAAUCACACCAGAGGAGUACGACUGUGAGAGGGUGGAUAUUGAUGGAGAAGUGAGUCUGGAAAGAGAGAGCAAAGACAACCAGUGGCUGGGAGUUACUGUCAAAAGUCAAGGGAUUGGAGGGAAGGUGGUGACCUGCGCUCACUUGUAUGAGCUCAGGCAACGUGUAAGUCAACCUUCAGAGACUCGUGACCCCAUUGGACGCUGUUACGUCCUGAGUGAGGACCUGACAGAGCGAGAUGACCUGGACGGAGGGGAGUGGAAGUUCUGCGAGGGUCGGCCGCAGGGACACGAGCAGUUUGGUUUCUGUCAGCAGGGUCUGUCUGUCAGUUUCACCCCAGACAAAAACUUCAUUCUGUUUGGUGCUCCAGGAACAUACAACUGGAAAGGUGAGAUGCGCGUCCAGCUCCUAAACCAGACUCUGCUUGACCUCGGUUUCUAUGACGACGGACCAUACGAGGUGGCAGAUCAGAAACAGCUUAAUGCUCAGCUCAUCCCUGUGCCUUACCACAGUUACCUGGGGCUCUUGUUCAUGGCUAGCCCUGUUGAAGAUGCACUGCUGUACAAAACUCUGGAGCCCUCCAGCCGGCCCACACCGUUUGAGGAUGUAGCUCAUAAUAGCUACUUAGGGUUUUCAGUGGACUCAGCCAUGGGCAUAAUGAGCCUCAGAGAGCUGACCUUUGUGGCGGGUGCACCCCGAGCCAAUCACACAGGGGCGGUGGUGCUGCUGAGGAAAGACAAUGUGUACCGGCUGGUGCCACAGCACAUUUUCUGGGGGGAGGAGCUGGCCUCUUCAUUUGGAUACUCAGUAGCUACGACGGAUCUAAACAAGGACGGUUGGACAGAUCUGAUUGUUGGAGCUCCUAACUUUUUUGACCGUAAGGCCGAGAUUGGUGGAGCUGUUUAUGUGUACUUGAACCCCUUUGGUCACUGGGAUGAUCAGGCUCGGCCAAUCCGUCUCAACGGGACAUAUGACUCCAUGUUUGGGAUGACGGUCAGCAGCAUCGGAGAUCUGGACCAGGAUGGAUAUGGAGAUAUUGCGGUGGGAGCACCAUUUGACGGAGAUGGCAAGGUUUUCAUCUACAGAGGCUCAGAUGCUGGAAUUGAGACAAAACCUGCUCAGGUGUUGGAUGGUCGUGACUUUGAUGUGAAACGUUUUGGAUACUCCAUCUCAGGUGGUCUGGAUAUUGACAAUAACCAAUAUCCAGACAUUGCGGUGGGCUCUCUGAACGAUUCAGUUGUUCUUUUCAGGUCUCGUCCAGUCAUCCAUGUGAUCAGAGAGUUAUCUAUUGACCCUUCUUACAUUGAUCUGGAGCAGUACAACUGCAAGGGCAGAGAUGGAGUCUGCGUGGAGGUCAAGGCCUGCUUCACCUUCUUAGCCCACCCAGAACACUACUCACCACACAUUACUCUGGUAGUGCACUUUGAAGCUGACGCUGAGCGCAGGAAGCUGGGCCUCCCGCACCGCGUUAACUUCCUGGGCCGCAGUUCACUAGAGCCAGAGUACACUCAGACAGAAGAAGUGGAGCUGCAUCGGCAGCGCCACCCUGUGUGCACCACUGCUGUCUUCCAACUCCACGAGAACAUCCGUGACAAACUACGUCCCAUCUCAUUGGCAAUAACCCAUACCAUCAAGCCUGUGCCACCACGCAGACACUCAGGUGCCAAGAGGCUGGAGAAGCUGGCGCCUGUACUGAAUGUUUCCCCGUCUAAUACACUGCACUAUGAGGUGAACUUCCUGCGAGAAGGAUGUGGCAGCGACAAAAUCUGCCAGAGCAACCUGAAGCUGAGCUACCAAUUUGGAACACGACCCCUGACCUCUGACCUCUUCACCCCUCUGCCAAAAGAUGAGGAUGAGGUGCAGGUGUUCUCACUGUCAGACCAGCGGCUGGUUGUGCUGGAGAUCACCGUCACCAACAUGCCCUCUGACCCCCUUCACCCUGAGGAGGACGGAGAUGACGCUCAUGCUGCUCAGCUGCUUAUCUCCCUUCCAGACACACUGUCGUAUGCCGGCUCCAGAAUCCCACCACAGAUGAGAUGUCAAGCAAACCAGAAUGGCUCCCAAGUUGAAUGUGACCUGGGAAACCCUGUCAAAAGAGAUACUAAGCUGAAAUUCUUCAUCAACCUGAGCACAUCAAACAUCACCAUAGAGACCACUGAGCUGACAGCAGAUCUUUUACUGACAACUAUCAGUGAGCAGCCUGACCUGGCUCCAGUCACUGCAUUUGCUAAAGUUGUGAUAGAGCUCCCUCUGUCUGUCAGUGGGCUUGCUCGUCCUCACCAGCUGUUCUUCAGUGGGACGGUGAGGGGAGAGAGUGCCAUGACUAGUCUGGAGGACAUUGGCAGCCCUGUGGAUUUUGAGUUUGUGGUGGCUAAUCCUGGACAAGCUCUGCAGACGCUUGGCUCGGCCUUCCUGAACAUCAUGUGGCCUUACGAGCUGACUAAUGAGAAAUGGCUCCUGUAUCCUGUGAGCCUGAAGUUUGAGGGUCACCCAGGCACACACUGCACCCCCACGGAGGCCUUGAAUCCUCUAAAGCUACAGAGUUCCUCACCUGCAGAGUUUCCACAGACUGUCAAUCACAGGGCUGGAAGAACGCGCCGCUCCCACCCAGAGGACGAAGGUCAAGUGAUGGCAAAAGGCAGCGUGGGACGAACCACCCCUGCUGUAGCAGCUUCAGAGAGACGCAAGUCUCUCAAACUGGAUUGCCUCUUGGGGUCGGCACGCUGCGUCUUGUUCCAGUGUCCCCUCCACAGCUUCUCUGGUCAAGCUGUCCUCAAGAUCCAUGCUAGGCUGUGGAACAGCAGUUUCAUAGAGGAAUUCCAAGCAGUUAGUGCUCUGGAGCUGCUUGUAAGAGCCAACAUCACUGUCAAGUCCAGCAUCAAGCACCUGGUCCUCAAGGAUGCUGCAGCACAGGUUCCAGUGAUGAUCUACCCUGAACCGGGUCUGGCUGACCAGUACUGGAUCCCCUGGUGGAUCAUCCUCAUAGCGAUACUGGCAGGCAUCCUGCUGCUGACUCUACUGGUCUGCAUACUUUGGAAGUGUGGCUUCUUCCGACGGGCCCACUACAAAGACAAACUGCCUCAGUACCAUGCAGUGAAGAUUCCUCGCGAGGACCGGCCACAGUUCCAGACUGAGAAGUCAGGAAUUGUCCAUAAAAAGGAAUGGGCCACGCAUUGGAGCGACGGGACCUCGUAACUCGCUUUGAAGCACUGACUGACUGACUGAAUUAAUUCGAAUCACCAUGUAUGGCACUCAUUCUGUCUUUGCAUUGGAACUAACAGACUAAAAAAAAAAAAGUGCACAGACUGAGAUCAUGAAAUCUUGUGCACACUGUACUGCGUUAGUACUUGCAUAUAGGGGGCCUGUUACACUGUGACUGGAUCUAUAUUCUCCAAUGCUGUUGCCCACUGAUGGCUGGCCUUGGAUAGUCUGUUCAUACUGUGCAUCUUUAUCAGUGUUUUAUAGUAUAUACAGAAGAACCAGUUUAGCUGCUCAAUAUGUUUCACAGCCUGCACAGGGAGCUCUGAUGCUCACUGUCUGUCAUCAGUUUUGACCGGCACAACAAAGAAGGACAGGAAAUCACAACUCAACGACAUGCAUGAAUGCACAAACAUACGGCAUAAUAUUAGACGCAUAAGGACACACUGGACAUUGCUGAUGUAGAAGCCACUGCCCACAACAAAGACUACUUUUCUGCCUUAACUACUGUAAGACUGACGACUGAUAAGGGCAAUGAAAAAAAAAGCAUUUUUAUAUAAAUGGGAUGUUUUGGGAUUUUCUUUUAGUUAGCACUGGUAAACAAUGGGAACAUGUCAGUAUGUUAGGUAUUUGUAAAGUUGUUGCAGAGCACUGAGUGUGUUGUUUUCUGGGCUGGCUGAAAAAGCCAAUAAACCAAUUCACCUGAUGGUUUUUGUAUAUCCUUGUUCAAGGAGAAGAGGGCCCUCUAAAUGAGGAGCCUUUUCAGUUUGUAUCUUUUGCAUUUUGUCAAUAUGUCAGUCAGAUGUACUUUACUUCAAUAAUCGAUUGCCUGAGUGAACUUGAAAAAGGGCAAGAAAGCCACAGUGCAGCCUAUAAUAGCAAUGACUGUAGCACUGUUGUUGCAUGGAAACCAAAUGUGUCUGAAGAGUGAAGCAAUAUUUAAAAUGUGGAGAGUGUUUGCAUUUAAGUUUCUGAACCAAACAUUGAUUUUUAAAUGGAUGUCCUGGCUGGAAAAGGCACUCAUAUUCCCAGUGUAUAAAAUUAUUAUGUGUGAACCCAUGCUUUAUUCUCUAAUUAAACCCAAUACUACUAAGAAUUACUUCAUUUAACACAUUUAAAUCACAAGGUUGUCAAGUGACACCGUUGUUUUGUUUUUUCUUAAAUUAAAAUGUAUAAAUGAUUCACCAGGAGACAGCAGCACUGUUCCUGGUAAUAUACACAGGUUAUAUCAGUCAAGGUAAGAUUGUACAUUCAUUUCAGUACUGACAUUUCUAAUUGCAUACAAGUGCCUUAUGGUAAAAGUGGCAGAUUGUGAGCUACUGGUUAAGAACACAAGGCUACUGCAAAUUAGACCAUGCUGUCCUGAAGCAUCUGUUGGACACCUGUGGACAAAUAAACAUCCCUCCGACAUUUACACAUCAUGAAGAGAGGAGAGAAGAUUUCUAGAAGAGCAGAAUUCAUCAGAACGACACAAACUUUCUUUGGAUCUAAUGUGGGUUGAUGAAGUGGCUAUAAAGCAUGAAGGGUCAGCUUGUUUUUAAGGUAUUGCUGGACAAUCUUGUAUUAGCUGCAUGAAGCUCCUGUUGCUGUUCUGACGUUCCCCCAUUUUUUUUUUUCAUUGUCACGACUCAGUGUUUUAUUUAUUUUUUUUGGUUUGGCUGCACUGUUUUAACAUUGUAAAUAAAAUAACAGGAAGCAAAAUAAACCCCCCAUCAGACAACUUAGAUUGUGUGACGUGAUUCUCUCUAGAUUUUCAGAACUGGCUUUGUGAAAGCUGCAGUUCAUUUAGAGAACACCAGAUGGUGGCAAAACUCUCA
Molecule: messenger RNA, 5586 nt
Organism: Toxotes jaculatrix (banded archerfish)
Lineage: Eukaryota; Metazoa; Chordata; Actinopteri; Toxotidae
Gene: itga7
Product: integrin, alpha 7
Exons: 26
Coding region: 278-3766 (1162 amino acids)
Biological process (GO): cell-cell adhesion; integrin-mediated signaling pathway; cell adhesion mediated by integrin
Cellular component (GO): external side of plasma membrane; integrin complex
Molecular function (GO): integrin binding
Source: RefSeq, a predicted model, not a curated record